Messenger RNA from Photinus pyralis (common eastern firefly), 1697 nucleotides. RefSeq names its product SH2 domain-containing protein 4B-like. The coding region runs from base 390 to 1631 and encodes 413 amino acids. The record is from RefSeq and is a predicted model, not a curated record. Gene Ontology annotation, cellular component: cytoplasm. Lineage: Eukaryota; Metazoa; Arthropoda; Insecta; Coleoptera; Lampyridae. The transcript has 6 exons.
CGUUGACGUAACGUAAUGCUAAGGAUCAUGUGCGAUGUCUGCCCGCACACAUUAAACAAAAACGAGUCGGGAGUCAUUCAUUUGUUUUUCGGAGUUGUGUGUGAAUGAUAGGCGCCGAGGCCCCGACAAUCGCGAAUUGUGAAUAGUGCGUUGACAUUUGCUGCUGUUACAUAGUCAAUUUACAAGGUUAUAAUUGAUAUUGCAAAUGUCUUUGUCGUGACAUCAUUUGUGGCCGUAGAUAGUGAACGUAAAACCAAGGGUGUGUUAAGUUAGCGGGACGUGCCAAUUGUCAAUGUUGUAGUGACAAGUGAGUGAGGCAAAUGACGUGUGGUCGCUGGGCAUUGAUGACCUCUACUAUCCAAGCGGUGAUUUUAUAAUCGAAAUUCAGGAUGCUGCAACAGAUACUUCAAGAGAUGUGGGUCGAUCCCGAGAUACUCGCCGGCCUGGACGAAGAACAGAAGCAGACGCUGUUUUGCAAGAUGCGCGAGGAGCAAGUCAGAAAGUGGAAAAUUUGGGACGACCAACUACAGACCGAUCCGAUCAAGCAUCGCAAGCUCAAUAGGAAAAAUGUGACCUUCAUGCAAGGUUCCAACGGGGAGCCGUGGGUUUGGGUGAUGGGCGAGCACGAAAACGACAAGAGCAUCGAGGACAUUUUAAAAGACGAGGCCAUAGAGAAAGCGCGACGUUUAGCGGAGAAAGAAGCGGAAGAGUUGCGGAAACAAGUGGAGGCCGAACUGUCCGAAUACAUAGACUUAACACCGAAAAUAGAAAUACCUCCUCCCAAGUUGAAAAUCGAGGACGACGUGGACAUAUAUUGUUCGGUCGACGAGCUUAGGGAGAAAAUGACGAAACCGGCUAGAAACAAUAACUUUACUUUUAAUUAUUACAACAGCAAAUUGGGCAUGUUCGAUACUAGAGACGUUUUACAAGAAAUUUCGCUUAACACCCAGAAGGUGGCGCAACGAGUAGCUUUAUGGGAGAAAAGACUGACCGAGGAGAGGACCUGUGAGAUUUUCCAACGAAUGCAGAAGAAACGUAUGGAAACUGCCAAAGAAGCGGAGGAAGCGGAAAAGAAACAGGAACAUCUGUGGAAAGAACAAGAACGGAAAGCAAAAGAAGCGGAGCAACAAAUACGGGAAAUUGCGAGAAAAGCGCGAGAGCAACAUAGGCUGAAUAGUGCGGCAAUGUUAGAUAACACAUACAGUGAGGUUUCUGGCGUUCCUCCCGGUAAACAAGCUGUUUUGGAAUGGUAUAGGAAGAGUGAGCUUACGAAAAAAGCGGGCAUGGAUGUUAUGAAUAAUGUAGAACCUUGGUUUCAUGGUCUUAUAACACGACUAGAAGCGGAGAGCCUACUAUCGGACCAACCCGAUGGAACCUUUCUGGUGAGGUUAUCGGAAAGAAUUUGGGGUUAUGCAUUAUCAUAUCGUGCUCCGGAUAAAUGCAAACAUUAUCUAGUCAAUGCCGGCAAGCAUUACAACUUUUUCGGAACGAACCACGUGGAGCACAAAAGUUUAAGUGAUCUCAUUUCGUAUCAUCGACAGUUUCCGUUGUCGGGAGGGGAAAGGUUAAAGCAGGCGUGUCCGAGGAACGGAACCGCGUCCCUAAUCGAAUUACUCGGAGAAUCGGCGUAGAUCUAAAUUUAGAAUUAGUUUGUUUUUGUGAUAAGUUUUUAUUCGAUUACAUUAAUUUUAUUAUUA